Messenger RNA from Orbilia oligospora ATCC 24927, 438 nucleotides. RefSeq lists its product as uncharacterized. The transcript is spliced from 4 exons. The coding region runs from base 1 to 438 and encodes 145 amino acids. NCBI's taxonomy places the organism in Eukaryota, Fungi, Ascomycota, Orbiliomycetes, Orbiliales, Orbiliaceae. The record is from RefSeq and is a predicted model, not a curated record.
AUGACGCAACUUGCGCGGGAAACGCAUAACAGACUUUUGAGCCCCUCAACGCCGUUUCAGGCUGUGUUCGAACCAGAUAUGUCAUUUUUCGAUUUUGUGAUAAUAUUAAAGCGGAAGUUAAAUCCACACGAACCCGUUGAGUGUUAUAGCAAUGUGUCUGCACUCCCGAAAAAAUAUGGACCAUUACUCCUUUGUCAAGAAUUUAUAGGAGAGCUCAAGGUUCAAACUGAAGAAUACAUUCUUUUAUUCCCAUCAGAAGACAGCUUGACCAUUGGAGGACUGUGGAAAACUAGGAAGGAAUUAGUUGUAUCGCAUCUGCAAGAUUCGGCCAGCCUGACAAUUAAAUGCGGGACGCUCAACAAAACGGCUGUAUUGGGUUUAAUAAUGGAACUUGGUCUUGGCCUAGUGGAGAGAAUACACAUAAAGAUCUCCGACUAG